Molecule: messenger RNA, 951 nt
Organism: Eimeria maxima
Lineage: Eukaryota; Apicomplexa; Conoidasida; Eucoccidiorida; Eimeriidae
Product: trypsin, putative
Exons: 8
Coding region: 1-951 (316 amino acids)
Biological process (GO): proteolysis
Molecular function (GO): serine-type endopeptidase activity; protein binding
Source: RefSeq, a predicted model, not a curated record
AUGGAGCCACUUGGCAUAGGGCCACCGCUGGAGUGGGGGCCUUCGCCUUCUCUAGAAGACCCCGUCACGGUCGCCGGCUACCCGCUUGGCGGUGACAACUCCUCCGUCACCCAGGGCGUGGUGUCUCGUACGGACUUACAGCAGUAUUCAAUGGGUGCUUGUUGGCUGCUGGCUAUUCAAAUCGACGCAGCAAUCAACCCGGGAAACAGCGGAGGCCCGGCGCUGAACAAGGAGAAGAAAUGUGUGGGUAUUGCAUUUCAAAGCCUCAAGGAUGGCGACACCGAAAACAUCGGCUACAUCAUCCCUUCCGAAGUAGUCGUCCAUUUUUUAGAAGACUUUCGGCGGCACAAGAAGUACACCGGCUUCGGCGACUGCGGUUUUACGUGGCAGAAACUCGAAAACCGAUAUAUGAGGAGUGCCCUUCAGCUCAAAACCAAACAGCAGGGCGUGCUCGUCAAAAAGGUGGACGGGGCAUCUUUCGCGCGGGAUGUGCUGCAGCGUGGAGAUAUAAUUCUGACGGUGAACGGUAGCAAAGUUGCCUCAGAUGGCAGCGUGGCUUUCCGAAACGGAGAAAGAAUUCUGUUCUCAUGGCUGUUUGCUCAACUGUUUGUUGGAGACCGCUGCUGCCUCACCAUCUUGAGGCGAGGCAGGCAACUGCAAGUCUCCUACCAAGUCGGCAAAGUCAAUCUCUUGGUGCCAGCAACGAACGACUUGCCGCGCCCGGAGUACUUGAUUGUGGGGGGGUUGGUUUUUGUUCCUCUUAGCGAGCCGUUUCUUAAAAGUGAAUAUGGUGAUGAAUUUGAAAGCAGAGCCCCUGUGCGCUUGCUUGAUCAGUGGCAACACGGGAUGCAGCAGUUCCCAGGCCAGCAGUGCGUCGUCUUGACGCAUGUGCUAGCUCACGAGAUAACAGCCAAUUCAAGGAUGUUUCCAUUUGCUUGUUCCACUGCAUAA